This is a messenger RNA of Haemonchus placei, 1269 nucleotides long. The record is from the annotation of a GenBank genome assembly. Lineage: Eukaryota; Metazoa; Nematoda; Chromadorea; Rhabditida; Trichostrongylidae.
UUGAAGGAAGAUGGUACGAAACCAUCGCCAAGUUCAUGGGCGAGUAAACUAGCAGCAGCCGGGGAAAAAAUUGGCGAUGUCUUUGGAUACGGUGCUGAGGAUAAGGAUUAUCGAUUUGAAGAGGAGCCGAGUGGGGACUUUGACUAUCGACAAGGUGGAGGGCAUGUUGGACGAAGGCGCCGGCACUCUCCUUCACAGGACGAGUGGGAUCCUCGUGCUCCGAAGCGUCCAUAUGGUGGUCGAGGAUUCCGUGCAUUCCGACCAAAGCCGAGAUGGGCCACAGAGCAUCAGAUUUGCAAGUUUUUCCGUGAGGGCUACUGCAGAGAUGGUGAUAACUGUGCAUAUUCGCAUCAGGCUGAAGACUCACUUCGUCGGCCUGAGCUAUGCAAAUUUUAUCAGCAAGGAUUCUGUAAAAAGGGUCUCACCUGCCUUUUGUUACACGGCGAGUUCCCUUGCAAAGCAUUUCACAAGGGAGAGUGCAGCCGCGAUCCAUGUCACUUCAGUCAUGUGCCCCUAACGGACUAUACCCGUCCACUAUUCGAGCGAAUGUGCCAAGAAGACGAAAUGUACGCCAGCCGCGGGAUUGGCAAUCACCACAUACCACCAAUGAAACGUCGUGUUCUUCUNAUUCAUGCCCAAAUUCCCCAACAACCUACGAACGGUGGACCGCUAGCUCCACCUUCUGUCGUCGUACCUACUUUGGGUGGAGCUGUAGGACCUACUCCUCCUCCAUUUCCUGCUAUGCCUCCUAGAUUGCCGUAUUAUGCUCCCGCAGCAGCCGUGUCUUCGCCACGGUUUGACGAGAAAGGGCCAGCUGUUUCAACAGCAGCUCCAAUGUCUUCCCCAUCAGCAGCGAACGCUGUUCCUUCCGCUCAGUUCAAUAUUAGCCAAAUGUUAGCGCAAAUAGCUGGUGAUCCAAUAGUUGAUGAGGAAAGUCCAGCCAGUCCACCCAUGUGCAGCGGGUCUGGUGACGGCGCAAUGGUUCGACAAAUUCCAGAAGGCAAUGUCGUUGCAUGGCGCCUUAUAGAAGUGGACGCGCCACCUGCCUAUUCGGGCAUCAGUCCUGGAUUAUCAGUCACUAGUCAAGAUCCCAGAAUGAACCGGGUCAUUUCGUCACAAUUUGAUGCCGUUUCGUCGUUGAUAGCCGCUGCUCCACAAGCCGCUGCCGAAUCACCAGCCAGUCGGACGGACAUGAGGUUUCGAUCAGAAGAACGGCGGUCCAGCGAAGAAAGGCCGCGCGCCUCAUCAUGGAUGCCACAGAUGGCGUGA